AUAUAUUGAUAGCAUGUCCAGGAAGAUUGAUAGAUUUAGUAGAAUCAGGUAGUACAACAUUAAAAGGGAUAACAUUUUUAGUAUUAGAUGAAGCAGAUAGAAUGUUGGAUAUGGGAUUUGAACCAUCAAUAAGAAAAAUAGUAGCUUAAACAAGAAGUGAAAGAUAAACAAUGUUAUUUUCAGCAACAUGGCCGAAGGAAGUAUAAUCAUUAGCUUUAGAUUUUUGUACUUAAUAGCCAAUACAUAUUCAAAUAGGGAGUUUAGAUUUGACAAGCAAUAGAUAAAUAUAAUAAAAAGUAGUUAUUUUAACAAAGGAUUAAAAGGAGAGUAAAUUAAGAGAGAUUUUAUAAUAAUUGGGUACUAGAAAGAUUCUGAUAUUUUGUUAAACUAAGGUGAAAUGUGAUUAAUUACAGCUUUAUUUGAUUUAAGAUGGAUUAAGAUGUAAAUCUUUACAUGGAGAUAAGAGAUAAUCAGAGAGAGAUUUCGUUAUGAAUAGUUUUAAAAGAGGAGAUACAACAGUAUUAGUAGCAACAGAUGUAGCAUCUAGAGGAUUAGAUAUAAAAGAUAUUGAGUUUGUAAUUAAUUUUGAUAUGCCAAAAUUAAUAGAAGAUUAUGUACAUAGAAUAGGAAGAACUGGUAUUUUAUAAUAUAUAUUAUUAAUAUAGGUAGAGCUGGUGCUUAAGGAGUAUCAAUAUCUUUAUUUGAUUCUUAUGAGGAUGCUAAAUUGGCAGGUGAUUUAGUUGGAGUACUUAGAGAAUCAUAGAAUGAAGUACCAAAUGAGUUAUCUCAUCUUGCUAAUGUUAAUAAUUAAGGGUAUUCAAAUUAUAGAAAAUGGAAUGCACCAUCUGGUAAAAUAUAAUAUUGCAGUUGAUUGAUCUUAUGUAUUUUAUUAUUAAUUUANUUUACAGGUCCAACACCAAUAUAAGCAUAGAGUUGGUCAAUUGGUUUGACAGGUCAUGAUUUAAUAGGGAUAGCAUAGACAGGAUCAGGAAAAACAUUGGCAUUUUUAUUACCAGCAAUAAUUCAUAUAUUAGCUUAAUUGAAAUAGAAUUCUGAUCCUUAAUGUUUGAUAAUGGCACCAACAAGGGAACUUACUAAUUAGAUAUAUGAAUAAUUUACAAAAUUUUCAGUUGGUUCUGGAUUGAAAGCAGCAUGUUUAUUUGGAGGUUAAGAGAAAUUUAUAUAAAAAAAUUAAUUAAAUUAACAUCCUCAUAUAUUGAUAGCAUGUCCAGGAAGAUUGAUAGAUUUAGUAGAAUCAGGUAGUACAACAUUAAAAGGGAUAACAUUUUUAGUAUUAGAUGAAGCAGAUAGAAUGUUGGAUAUGGGAUUUGAACCAUCAAUAAGAAAAAUAGUAGCUUAAACAAGAAGUGAAAGAUAAACAAUGUUAUUUUCAGCAACAUGGCCGAAGGAAGUAUAAUCAUUAGCUUUAGAUUUUUGUACUUAAUAGCCAAUACAUAUUCAAAUAGGGAGUUUAGAUUUGACAAGCAAUAGAUAAAUAUAAUAAAAAGUAGUUAUUUUAACAAAGGAUUAAAAGGAGAGUAAAUUAAGAGAGAUUUUAUAAUAAUUGGGUACUAGAAAGAUUCUGAUAUUUUGUUAAACUAAGGUGAAAUGUGAUUAAUUACAGCUUUAUUUGAUUUAAGAUGGAUUAAGAUGUAAAUCUUUACAUGGAGAUAAGAGAUAAUCAGAGAGAGAUUUCGUUAUGAAUAGUUUUAAAAGAGGAGAUACAACAGUAUUAGUAGCAACAGAUGUAGCAUCUAGAGGAUUAGAUAUAAAAGAUAUUGAGUUUGUAAUUAAUUUUGAUAUGCCAAAAUUAAUAGAAGAUUAUGUACAUAGAAUAGGAAGAACUGGUAUUUUAUAAUAUAUAUUAUUAAUAUAGGUAGAGCUGGUGCUUAAGGAGUAUCAAUAUCUUUAUUUGAUUCUUAUGAGGAUGCUAAAUUGGCAGGUGAUUUAGUUGGAGUACUUAGAGAAUCAUAGAAUGAAGUACCAAAUGAGUUAUCUCAUCUUGCUAAUGUUAAUAAUUAAGGGUAUUCAAAUUAUAGAAAAUGGAAUGCACCAUCUGGUAAAAUAUAAUAUUGCAGUUGA
This is a messenger RNA of Paramecium sonneborni, 2082 nucleotides long. The record is from the annotation of a GenBank genome assembly. Lineage: Eukaryota; Ciliophora; Oligohymenophorea; Peniculida; Parameciidae.